Messenger RNA from Paralichthys olivaceus (Japanese flounder), 2444 nucleotides. It is a transcript of the gene dnajc18, whose product is annotated as DnaJ (Hsp40) homolog, subfamily C, member 18. NCBI's taxonomy places the organism in Eukaryota, Metazoa, Chordata, Actinopteri, Pleuronectiformes, Paralichthyidae. Gene Ontology annotation, cellular component: endoplasmic reticulum membrane. Gene Ontology annotation, biological process: cellular response to misfolded protein. Gene Ontology annotation, molecular function: Hsp70 protein binding. The record is from RefSeq and is a predicted model, not a curated record.
GUCACAGCUCCAGUGGCUCAGUGUCUGUCAGCUGUGGCCCUUUAAACUCAGCGGAAUCUAAAAACAAAACAAGUCUUCCUAACGACCCGUCCUUAGACCGACAUCUCUUCGAACCAUGGCUCAGCUGCAGGCCUGUUCUCCGCCUGACACCCUCCACCAUCGUCUGCCCCUCGGACAGUGAGCUCCCGCAGCCUCGGACCCAGCUAACGUUACGCAGCCGUCAGAAGGCUAAGCUAAUCGGCUAACCCGGGCCGCGUCGCCGUAUGGUCGCAUUGACGCACGUUGCACCGGGGACAGAGCUCCGCAGACAGCGACCAGUGUGGGCCGAACAGCCCCAGUAACGUGCCGGGGACAUGGAGAAAGCAGAAGCGGACCGGCUGAUAGAGAAGGCCAAGCUGUGUCUGCGGUCAGGGCGGAAGGACCGAGCGCUGCAGCUGCUGCACGAAGCCCAGAAUAUUUACCCCAGCACCCGGGCCAGAGUGCUGAUAGAUGCCAUUGUAAGGAAUGGAAGCAGUGCAGCCCCCGAAACAAACCACAUGCCCCCUCCAACAGGCUGGAGGGACGAGGAUAUCCGAAAUGGUGAAGCAAGUGGUGACGAGAAGAAGAGCUACACGGAGGAUCAACGGCAGGGCGUUCUCAGGAUAAAGAAUUGCAAGGAUUUUUAUGAAAUCCUUGGUGUUCCCAAAAAUGCCAGCGAUGAAGAUUUGAAGAAGGCUUACAGGAAGUUGGCCCUCAAGUUUCACCCUGACAAGAACUUCGCCCCGGGAGCCACAGAUGCUUUCAAAGCAAUAGGAAAUGCAUAUGCAGUACUGAGCAAUCCAGAAAAGAGGCAACAGUAUGAUCAGUAUGGAGACCAGUCUGCAGCUUCAAACACACCCCAACAAUCCAGCCACAGUCGCCACGGACACUACCGAAGCUUCAACAGAGACUUUGAGGCCGACAUUUCUCCAGAGGAGCUCUUCAACAUUUUCUUUGGAGGCAGGUUUCCCACAGGAAACAUCCACGUGUACACCAACCAGGGAGCCUCCUACUCUCAGUUCUAUCAGCCUCGUCGUCGACGUGCCUAUGAAAGGCGUGAGGAGGUGGUGGAAGACAACCAGAGUCAGAACACCUUCACAGCGCUCCUGCAGCUUCUCCCCGUGCUUGUGCUAAUCCUCAUAUCAGUGUUUACUCAGAUGAUGGCCAGUACCCCGCCCUACAGUCUCUUCUAUAAGCCGGCCUUGGGGCUGGUGGUGUCCAGGGAAACUCAGCACAUGGGCGUACCCUACUACGUGGAUAAAAGUUUUGAGAAGGAGUACCGCGGAGAGGAGCUGGAUGAACUCGAGAAAACAAUUGAGAGUGACUAUAUUGAACACCUGCAGAACAGCUGCUGGAAAGAGAAACAGCAGAAGUCCGACUUGGCAAACCUCGGACAACUUUACCGGGAUGAGCGUUUAAAGCAGAAGGCAGAGUCCAUGAGGCUGGACCACUGUGAGAAGCUGCAUCGACUGGUUGGCCGUCAAAGAGGCAAAUGAGGACUGUUUUGAGAGCAGAGCACGUUUCUUUACAGACUUUACAACCGUGCAUAUUACUGAAGGGUGUAAUUUAUCCAAUCUGGCCACUUUGUAAAGAAAUCUCUGUGGGUACAGUGCAGUCAGUGGGAGAUGAUGCCACUGGAAACAAUGUGCCUUCUCUCCUGUUGGACGGUAGAAAUGAAGAGUUGCAUGUCGGCUGUCUGAUGGUAGCAGCAUUGCGUGCAGACUCACUGUGGCAGUGUGUAUGAUGUGUCAGAGCCUUUAAACUUUCUUAUAGAAAUGGCAUGACACACCGAGUCUCCCUUUGGGGUUCUGAAAGCAGUUGUAUGUUCACACAUACAUGUUUUAUUUGUUUAGGUUUUGUAGUUAUUUAUUUUCUUUAAUGUUUUUGUGUCCUCGCUUUAAUCUUAGGUAUUUAUUUAAUAGUUAACUGAGUGAAUGUUACUACUGAGCAUCUUGUCUCAUGUUAUUUUUUUGUUGGAAGUAACUAAGAACAAUAAUUUAAAUAAUACUGUCGUCUUAAAAGAAAUCGAAGAGCUUCUGUACUGUGACGUGAUAGAGAAGACAAAUCAGAUGUUAGAAAGGAUACUGUGGUUAAUCAGGCAAUUUGACCUCUGGCACUAUAGAAAUAAAAGAGCACACAGCAGAGAAUAAUUUUUCAAAACACAACCACAUAUUUCUGAUUAAUGCAUUCUGCCAAAAAAAGUGAGCUUUCUUCUACAGUAGAGCUUCCUGCUCCUCCCACGACUGCUUCCAUAUGUGUUCGGUUGUUUAGCUACACACACACACCUACACACACACACACACACACACACAGUCAUGCGCACAGUUCCCUCUGGUGCACCUUUGAUGUAACUGGGGCUUAAUUGUCAUGCAAUACCUUCUUUUUAGAAACCAUGCACAAGCUUAAAUUUUGUGCCAGGAAAAAAA